GUCGGUCGCAUCCAAAACACUGAAAAAGAAAAAUCUGAAAGAAGAUACGUACAAACAGCAGCAGCGAUCUAUAAAAGUGUUCGAACAGAAGUUGUAUACACUCCUAUAUGCAAUUAAUUAAAAGUGUGCAUACGUGGUCGGCCUGAAAAAAAAACGAAUGAAAAUUAUGAGGGCUAAUUGCGCCGUUUACAACAACUUUAAUUGCUUUCGGAGAUGUAACAAUGCGUGUGAAUCCAGUUGCAUAAUUCAUAUGCGAGUCUUGAAUUCUCUUUAGAAGCAAAGUGAAUUUAAUUUCAUCAUCGAUAAGGAAAUAAAUGUUAGCUUAACAAACUACAGCUGUACCAUCAUGGAACCAUGCGAAAAUGUGUUUAACAUGUCGCUUUCGUGCAUCAAUUCCACGCUCGAUACUUUAUUGUUGUCCACUAUCACCACGCAUACGAGAGAAUCAGACAAUUUAUCAAUGAAAUGGUGGAUCCAGAUGGCAUGGUGUUCCAUCUUUGUCUUCAUGAUCUUCACUGCGACGGGAGGAAACACUAUUGUCAUAUGGAUUGUUUUGGCACACAAACGGAUGCGGACCGUAACGAACUACUUUCUGGUCAACCUCAGCACUGCGGAUCUGAUGCUUUCCACAUUGAAUUGCUUCUUCAAUUUCAUAUAUAUGCUGCAAGGGAAUUGGAGAUUCGGAAGCUGGUAUUGCACAGCGAAUAAUUUCAUCGCUAACAUGACUGUCGCGGCCAGCGUUUUCACUUUGACAGCCAUCUCGUGCGACAGAUACUUGGCCAUAGUUCAUCCAUUGAAACCGAGGAUGUCCAAGGUCUUUUCCAUCUUCGUCAUCUUUCUGAUCUGGAUAUUCAGCAUGUUGCUGGCCAUUCCUUGUCUUCUUUACUCAACCACCGUCACUUACAGAGGGAAGCGCACCGCCUGCAUCUUGAUUUGGCCGGACGGUCAACCCACCAUUUCACAAAUGGAUUUUCUGUAUCAAGUGAUCUUUUUGGUGAUCACUUACUGCGUGCCGAUGGUCUUGAUGUCUUGUUGCUACACGUGCAUGGGUCGCGUCCUCUGGGGCUCCAAGUCCAUCGGUGAGAAGACCCAAAGACAAGCAGAUGCAAUUCAGUCGAAGAGAAAG
Nicrophorus vespilloides is the source of this 1126-nucleotide messenger RNA. Its product is annotated as tachykinin-like peptides receptor 86C. Gene Ontology annotation, molecular function: tachykinin receptor activity. The annotation marks the transcript as partial. The record is from RefSeq and is a predicted model, not a curated record. Gene Ontology annotation, biological process: G protein-coupled receptor signaling pathway. The transcript is spliced from 8 exons. Gene Ontology annotation, cellular component: plasma membrane. Lineage: Eukaryota; Metazoa; Arthropoda; Insecta; Coleoptera; Silphidae.